GGUAACAACCAUGUUUCAGUGAAAGUUUGUUAUUCAGUACUAGUUUAGUGCAGUCAAUCAUAUUUCAGCAUCUUUUUUAACAUCACUGUGCCAGAUUCUGUAUUUAGGAACUUGGUACAAUUGAUUCCAACGAAAAAUUUAAGUUCACCAUAUCUCUUUCUUCAAAUAAACUAUACCUAAAUACAUGUAUAUACAUACAUAUACAAUAGCAAACAUAAUGUGUCUGGAUAUUCAGUAAAAAGUUUUUUUAUUUGAUGUUUCAAGAAAAUAUAAAAUCUAUUUUUACUAAAAUUAGAAGUACAUAUAAACAAAAAGUAAAUACAUGAUUACUUGUCUACUCUACCUUCUGUUUUCUAAUGUUGUGUACUCAGCGUUUAAUUGAGUUUAGCUUAUUUAAAGUGGUGAAUAAGUCCCAAUUGUUUUUGUUACAAUACAAUUUUUUAAGUAUCAAGGCAAAUGGAGAGAACAAUAAACAUAAAUAAAUUGGUAAUACUACAUUAAAAUCAUCAUUUAGAGUUUUUGCUGUCAAAAGUAUGAGUGCAAAGAUUAGUUUUCGAUAAUAUUGAAUGAAGAACAUACAGACCCCGUUAUCGGAGAUUCAGUUGAAUCACAAAUAUGCAAGCUCCAAAUGGAAUAAAUGUUUGUGUCAAUCCGGUGUAUACUUCUAUACCUGGCAUUCCUGAACUCGGAAUGGUAUGGAUGGGAGACAUGAUGGUUCAUGGUGAACCGUCACAUGAACUUAUGAUAGAUUCAAGGCAUGUUACUGAAAGUUCUUUUUUUACCCAUACUUCACAUUCCUUUGAAGAUAUACGUAACAAUCAAGUGGCUCCAACUACUAUGAUCAGAUACUUACCUCAAUCGUUCACUAAUCAGUGUUCAGAAUCUAAUGAAAGUAUUAAAAAUUUGGAAAACCCAGAAAUAGAUCAGGAAUACAGUCUUCGAGAAGAGAAUGAAGAAAUAAGGGAAUAUUUGACACUGGACGAUUACAUAGAAAAAGACGACGAUGAAGAUGAUGAUGAAAAUGGACAAAAACAAAAACACAUUGAAGAGGUUGAUGAAGAUGAUGAAGAAGAGCGUGGAAUGAUAGUGAGUAAUGCUGCUACUCAAACCACUCAAGAUUGUCGUAAUCGUAAAAUAAAACCUAUAAAACAUCCAGGUUUAAUACUAAAAACUCCUAUUGCCUAUCAACCUCAUACAGAUUUAAAUUUUAUUCCGAUUCGGAAAGAUGGGAUUGCUGUAUGCGAAAAAUGUGGAGCAAUAGGAGUUAAACAUGCAUUUUAUACAAAAGAAAGAAGAUUUUGUAGCCGAGCAUGUGCUCGAUCUUCAGAACAUACUAUGCCUACAGCUGAUUCAACAUACAGCCCGUCACAUUAUUUCGAUCAACCAAUUAUUAACUCUUCAAAAGAUGAAAAAGUAAUGUCACAUAGUGAUAAUUCGUCAAAUACAAAUAAAACAGAGUUUAGAGAAUAUUUAUGCUCAGAAAAUAAGGAUAAUGAUGAAGUAAUCACAGAAACGGUGAUGCCUGAAGAUUUACCAGUGAGACGAAAAAGAACAGCAGAUAUGGCAGGAUCAUAUGAUUGGACACCACAACUUACUGAACCGGGCUUCUGUGCAGCACCAGUAUCAUGUUUUAAACAUGCUCCCAUAUCAGAAUUAUGGGAUAACAUUACUGUUGGAAUGAAAGUAGAAGUUGAAAAUACUGAUUGUGAUGAAGUUUGUGAAGCUUUUCCUGAUUCUUUUUGGGUAGCUACUGUCCUCAGAAUAUCAGGAUACAGGGCAUUAUUACGUUAUGAAGGAUUUGGCCAUAAUGCUGAUAAAGAUUUUUGGGUUUCACUUUGUUCUAAUGACAUUCAUCCAGUUGGUUGGUGUGCUACUAUUGGAAAACCUUUAAUACCUCCAAACACAAUUGCUAAUAAAUAUAAAGACUGGAAAGAUUUUCUUAUGAGACGACUCACUGGUGCUAGAACUCUACCUACGAAUUUUUAUAAUAAAGUGAAUGAAAGUAUAAAAUCCCGAUUUCGUUGUGGUUUACAUUUAGAAGUUGUUGAUAAGAACAGAAUUUCUCAAGUUAAAGUUGCUACAAUACAAAAAAUUAUUGGUAAACGAUUGCACGUGAGAUAUUAUGAUUCUCCACCAGAGGAUAAUGGUUUUUGGUGUCACGAGGACUCACCGCUCAUACAUCCAGUAGGAUGGGCUAAAAGAGUUGGUCAAACACUUGAUGCCUAUCCGGAAUAUUUACAAAGAGUAGCACAGGGACGGUUAUGUUCAGAUGAUGCUACAGAAAAUUUAUUUCAUGUGCCAAAGAGCCAUAUAAAUUUUAAUUAUUCAUUUCAAGAAGGAAUGAAACUUGAAGCUAUUGAUCCAUUAAAUUUAUCAGCAAUAUGUGCUGCAACCGUUAUGCAAGUCUUAAAAGAAAAUUAUAUAAUGAUAAGGAUUGAUAGCUAUGAUGAAGAUACUAAUGGUGCUGAUUGGUUUUGUUAUAACAGUAAUUCACCGUGCAUUUUUCCAGUUGGAUUUUGCGCUCAGAAUGGUCUACCGUUAACACCUCCGAAAGGUUGUGAUCCAACUACGUUUAGUUGGAAUGCAUAUUUAGCAGAAACGAAUGCUCUACCAGCUCCAGUUCAAUUAUUUAAUCGAGAAAUUCCACAACAUGGUUUUAUUGAAGGAAUGAGAUUGGAAGCAGCUGAUUUGAUGGAUCCCAGAUUAGUUUGUGUAGCUACAAUUACUAGAGUAAUUGGUCGAUUACUGCGUGUUCAUUUUGACGGAUGGGAAGAUGAAUAUGACCAGUGGUUAGAUUGUCAAAGUCCUGAUAUUUAUCCAGUAGGUUGGUGUGACCUUGUUGAUCAUAAACUUGAAGGACCACGAGUACUCACUAAAAAUAUUAGUCCAACAGUAAAAACACCGAGAGGCCUUAAACGUAAAGCAAAACGUAAAAUUAAAAAAGGUGGUAAAAUAGUAUGUUCUAAAAAUAUUUUAUCCCGCCAUAGUGAACGGAUUGAUGUUCUCAAAGGGCGUGAAAAAGAAAUAGAACUCGUAGAAGCUACCAAGAUUGAACGAGCUCGUGAAUUUGAAAGUUUACCUAGGCAAGAUGAAAAGGAACCUGAAGCUGCUCAAGCAGCUGGUCCUGAUCAAACUUUACCAACAAGCGGUCAAGAAAAUCUAUCAAAAUUAAUACAAGAUGAUGUUAGCUCAGUCAAUAGCAAAUACAUUCCGAAAAUAACAGACGGAUGGAUGAAAAAUUCUUAUUGUAAUAAGUUAAUUCCUAACGAAUGGAAUGUUUUCGAUGUGACUCAAUUUUUACGUAUAAACGAUUGUGCAAGUUACUGUGACAAUUUUAGUAAUCACAAAAUUGAUGGCAAAGCACUUCUUGCUCUCACUAAGGAUCAAAUAAUAGAUUUAACCGGUUUCAAGGUUGGCCCAUCUUUAAAAAUAUUUGAUCUUAUUCAACAGUUAAAAAUCAAAGUAAAUCCAGCUCAAGAAAGGCUAAAAUUAGGUCUCAAAAAACUAUUAUAAUAUUAGUAAUUAUAUAGUUUACAGGCUUUAGUAUUAUAAGUUAGAAAGAUAAAAUUAUAGUAAAAUUGUUUAUUAUAAAAUGAAAAAUAAUUUUCUAUAAUUUCAGUUAUUAUUUCAGUUCAUUAAUAAUUGUAAUGUUUUUCUCAUCUUACUAUUCAAAUACAAAUGAUUAUUCUUAUUAUUACCAUCAUUAUAUGAUAUGAAUAAUUUUUAAGUAUGUGAUGAUUAAUAAUGAUUAUAAAAUUGACAAAAAACUAUAAAUAGUCAUCAACAAUAUAAAAAGUUCUACAAUCUGAUUUUUUAAAAUAUUUCUAUAAACAACAAUUAAUAAGUCUAUUAUAACUUUGAAAAAGUUUUGAUAUGCGUAUAUCUUUUUUACAUCAAUGAAAAAAUGAACAGAAAAAAUGUAUCAAUAGGAAAAGAAUCAAUGAAAGACGAUGAUGAAAAAAAAACAGUUUAUUUGAAGACUAUCAUAGAGUAAUCUAUACUAGUCUUAAUGUCCUUCCAUUGACGUUUACUUGUAAAAAUCUUUCAUAGUAAUAAAGUGAAAUAAGUGUCAA
This is a messenger RNA of Chelonus insularis, 4073 nucleotides long. RefSeq names its product polycomb protein Sfmbt-like. Lineage: Eukaryota; Metazoa; Arthropoda; Insecta; Hymenoptera; Braconidae. The record is from RefSeq and is a predicted model, not a curated record. Gene Ontology annotation, biological process: negative regulation of DNA-templated transcription; heterochromatin formation. Gene Ontology annotation, molecular function: zinc ion binding; chromatin binding. The transcript is spliced from 4 exons. Gene Ontology annotation, cellular component: nucleus. The coding region runs from base 616 to 3513 and encodes 965 amino acids.